Rhipicephalus microplus (southern cattle tick) is the source of this 1759-nucleotide messenger RNA. RefSeq names its product medium-chain acyl-CoA ligase ACSF2, mitochondrial. Gene Ontology annotation, molecular function: medium-chain fatty acid-CoA ligase activity. The record is from RefSeq and is a predicted model, not a curated record. NCBI's taxonomy places the organism in Eukaryota, Metazoa, Arthropoda, Arachnida, Ixodida, Ixodidae. Gene Ontology annotation, biological process: fatty acid metabolic process.
AUGCCUGCCUCCCCCCUCUACCUGUCGGGUGGUUUGGAGCAUGGCAACCCACUCUACUGUCAGCCAGCGACACAAAGCAGGAAACUCCAGUCCAGCUACUGGUUCGAGCCAUGCACCAAGCCGUUGUCCGAGGACACUCUGGGGACGUGCAUCGACAUUGCUGCCCACAAGUGGGGGGACCGUGUCGGGUGGGCCUUUGUGCAGGAAGGAAGAAACUGCACUUACAGCGAGUACAAGAACCAGUCUGGUCCCCAAGCACUUUCAACUGGACUCUCCUGGCGGGUGCGGCAGCCAAAAGCUGGUGUACUUUCGGCAAGCACGCACUUUGGGCUGACUCCUCCGGAAUUCGAGAAGUGCCUGACAACUGUGAACUUCAAAGGUAUCUACAUUCCACAACCAUUUAAGAUCUUCAACUACUAUGAGAUGCUGUGCUCCCUAAUACCUGAACUGAAGGACUCCCCACCAGGGCAAUUGAAGUCGAAGAAGUAUCCAUCCCUAAAGACUGUCAUCAUCGACAGCGACCAGAGCAUGCCUGGCUGCAUUGCUUUGCAAGAUCUGAUGCAAGGGGGAGAGGCCGACCUGCAGAGAGCGCAGAAAAGUGUGUCAGCCAAUGAUCCAUUCACCAUAGUGUUCACUUCUGGCACGACUGGAGCACCCAAGGCUGCUGUGCUGAGCCACAGCAACUUCAUCAACAAUGUUCUCAUGUAUGACCAGAGGGCUAAGCUUACGCAAGAGACAGUGAUGUGCAACCCGCUUCCCUUCUUUCACGUAUAUGGCCUGAGCGUGGUACUGGCUCGCACACUGGUGCUGGGUGCCAAGGCUGUCGUGCCAGCGCCGGCAUACGAUGCUGUGUCCGUCCUGAAGGCCGUCCAGGAGCACAGAUGCACCGAGCUGUAUGGUUCGCCCACCAUGUUUGUGGACAUCAUCAACUCUCCACAGAGGAAACAGUUUGACAUUUCCUCUCUGCAGCUAGGAGAGUCCGGUGGAAAUGUUGUCACGCCUGCAAUACGUAGUCUGGUCCGAGAAAAGCUGCAUAUCAAUGUGAGGGUGGGCUUUGGCACAUCUGAGCUGACUACGGCGGCUAUAGUGACGAGCAAUGAUGACCCUGACGACAAGCAGUUGAACACAGUUGGUCGACCACUACCGGGUCUUGAGGUGAAGAUUGUUGACCCCAACACGGGCACAGUGCUGCCAACGGGUAUGCCGGGGGAAGUCUGGGGUCGUGGUCCUAAUGUCUUCCUUGGCUACUACAACGAUGAAGAGAAGACCAAGGAGGCUAUGACACCCGAUGGAUUUUACAAGACCGGUGAUGUUGGUGUAAUGGAUAACGAAGGCUUUGUGACCAUCGUCAGCCGCCUGAAAGAUGUGGUGAAUCGUGGCGGCGAGAAGGUGUACCCGACCGAAGUGGAGGAGCUGUUUAAUACUCACCCAUCCGUCCAGGAGUGUCACAUCAUUGGUGUGCCAGAUGAACGGUUGGGCGAAGAGGUGUGUGCAUGGAUAGUGCUCAAGCCAAAUAAAAAGGUCACAGAUGGAGAACUCAAAGAGCACUGCAAGGGCAAGCUGAGUCAUUUCAAAAUUCCUCGCUACUUCAUCUACGAUGCCAAAGUUCCCAAGACACCCAUCGGAAAACCACAGAAGGCUCAGAUGCGGCUGUUGGCUACUCAAAAACUCUGCCUUAUAAGAUGAUCCUUGCACAUGUCUGUGAUUUGUGCCCUGUAAUUUUUCUAAUAAAGAUUGCAGUGCAAUUUUCUGACAUAUC